Molecule: messenger RNA, 330 nt
Organism: Mesorhabditis belari
Lineage: Eukaryota; Metazoa; Nematoda; Chromadorea; Rhabditida; Rhabditidae
Source: the annotation of a GenBank genome assembly
AUGUUGUGCUUCUGCUGCUUUGGACGCACGUGUCUCAUUCCAAACAACGGUUAUCUGUCCGUGGCGGCCGCAAGUCUUGUUGACGAAAAGCUCGAGCUUCACAUCGUUUCAAAAACCCGUGUCAUCAAGUUGGCCUCCUCAUCGUUUUUCUACAAGAGGCUUUGGACCUCAUAUGGUGGCAUUGAACAUUGGCCGAAAGAGGGAAGCUACCAGCUACCAGUUCCAGCGAAUGUGUGUCCUCGAUUAUGUCAUUCGAAAUACCGAUCGUCACAAGGACAAUUGGCUGAUCAAGCACGUUCCCGGUCAAACCAUCCGCUUGGCUGCCAUCGA